Carlito syrichta (Philippine tarsier) is the source of this 399-nucleotide messenger RNA. RefSeq names its product 60S ribosomal protein L30-like. Gene Ontology annotation, cellular component: cytosolic large ribosomal subunit. The coding region runs from base 1 to 342 and encodes 113 amino acids. The record is from RefSeq and is a predicted model, not a curated record. Gene Ontology annotation, molecular function: RNA binding; structural constituent of ribosome. The transcript is spliced from 2 exons. NCBI's taxonomy places the organism in Eukaryota, Metazoa, Chordata, Mammalia, Primates, Tarsiidae.
AUGGCUGUUGGCUCCCUAAGGUCGCUGGAGUCCAUCAAUUCAAGGCUCCAACUCAUUAUGAAAAGUGAAAAGUACAUGUUGGGGUCCAAACAGACAUUGAAGAUGAUCCGACAAGGCAAAACCAAGUUGGUCCUCCUUGCCAACAACUGCCCGGCUUUGAGGAAACCUGAAAUAGAGUACUAUGCUAUGUUGGCGAAAACCGGUGUCCAUCACUACAGUGGCAAUAAUAUUGAAACGGACACAGCGUGUGGAAAAUGCUACAGAGUAUGCACACUGGCUAUCAUUGAUUCAGGUGAUUCUGAUCUCACUAGAAGCAUGCCAGAACAGACUGGUGAAAAGUAAAUCAUGCAAAAUUGUUCUUUAUAAUAAAACUUGGUAGAGCUUGUUUAAAAAAAAAUA